Phyllostomus hastatus (greater spear-nosed bat) is the source of this 2499-nucleotide messenger RNA. RefSeq names its product small integral membrane protein 1 (Vel blood group) (gene SMIM1). The transcript has 4 exons. The coding region runs from base 333 to 560 and encodes 75 amino acids. NCBI's taxonomy places the organism in Eukaryota, Metazoa, Chordata, Mammalia, Chiroptera, Phyllostomidae. The record is from RefSeq and is a predicted model, not a curated record.
CCCGUUUCAGGCCAGGACCUCCCCCGCUGGCUCUACACUCCGGACCGGCCUCGCCCCUCCCCAGUCCCGCUCUCCUCUCGGAAGUCUCCAGCCUCCCGGGCUCCGCUCCGCGCGACCCUCCGCGACGGACAGGUCGGACCAUCGGACCGUCGCUGGCACCUCGGACUCUGAGCUGCAGGCGGAACGGAGGUGAAACCCGCCCGCUGGCCGGCCCCGCCACGACCUCCUGCCUGGGCCCCAGAAGCUCCGCCAGCCCGUCUCCCGGCCAGGACUCCCCCUCUAGCCCGGCCGCCGCGAGGCCCCGCCCAGCGGAGGCCCCGCCCCCAGCCAGCAUGCAGCCGCAGGACCUCAGUGUGCAGUACAGCAGGUGGGAGGAAGUCAGCGUGGGGGCUGCGUCCGGCGCCGGCACGGAGGAGGCCUCCAGCUGGGAGGGGCUGUCCCCGAAGCUGUGCUCGCGCAAGCUGGGUGUCGCCAUGAAGGUGCUGGGAGGAGUGGCCCUCUUCUGGGUCGUCUUCAUCCUGGGCUACGUCGCUGGCUACUUCAUACACAAGUGCAAAUGAGCGCUGGGCACGGGCUGGAGGGACGUGGGUGUCUGGGAGCCCCUUUGUACACCCUCCCCCUUAUACACAGCCCCUCCCCAGUCCCAGGGCGCAGGGGCACACCCAGCGUGCAGGACACGCACAGGCACCUGUGUGCACACCGUCACAGGCCCCUCCUCGGGUGCACCCGCAGGGAUGCCUGUGUGCGAGGACACUUGCCCGUGGCCAGCACAGGCACACCUAGCCUGGGGUGCCCGCGGCCUGGAGCCCUGGGACCAGCCUGAGCUGGGGCUGCCGGCCAGGGCCCCUGGGACUGGGUGGCUGAGGUCCCCCUUGGCAGGGCCGGGGCGUGGCUCCCCCGGGGUGCGUCCAGCGCCGGCACGGAGGAGUCCUUCCUGGGCGGGCGUGGUGCGGAGCUGUGUCGCCCUGGGCAGGCCCCUGCCCUCUCUGGCCUGGCGACUCCCGUGUGCAAGGACGGCUCUGGGAAGAGCCCUGUGUGACCCUCCGCCCUCCCUCUCAGGGACCCCAUCCCCAGCCCCCUUCCUGGGCCGUGCACAGCCCAGGGACGCCCAAGGAGAGUGGUGCACGCCUGGGAGCGGUCAUUAAAUGUCUGUUGAACGAACAUGGAUGACGGCCUCUCCCGUGGGUCCCCCAGGCCAGGCAUGGCUCGGGCGCUCAGAGAGGCCAGCCAGAGGGCGCUGGACAGCUGCCAGGAGGCCGGAGGGAAGGGCCCGCCUCUCUCGCUUGGCCUUGGAAGGGCCCCUCCUGGUGGCACCCGGGGGCCAGGAUGUGGCCGGACCUGUUCCUGCCUCGUCUGAUUGAGCACACAGAGCCCUGCGGCCCCGCCCCCUCCCGGCCCUUGACCCCUGCAGACCCGUGUCUCCAGCCCUGCAGGCCCUGCCCCAGACACCUGAGGAUUCAGGGUGGGGAGGAGGGGCAGUCACUGUCCUGGUGGGCCCCAGGUCAAGACCCAGGUGUCAUGCCAUGCUGGUGGAGGUGGGCAGGGAGCAGAGACCCCAUAGGACCGGCCUGCGGGCGUGCCUGGGCCUGGAGGACAUCAGGUGAGGGAGGCCAAGCCGCCCGGUGACCUCUGGCUCUGACCCCCGAGGAGGGAGGCCAGCCGCAGGUGGGGUCUGACCCAGCCAGCUCUAGUCCUGGGUCUCAGUACCUGCCUCCAAGGGGACCCUGCCCCCACCCUCUGGCCGUCUGGGGAGGGAGGGGUGUAGCUGGGCCACCCCCACCAGCCUCACCCUGCCAGAGGCCCUCCCAGGACAGGCCCUGUGCGGUGGCUGGCAGGGGCCACACGGCCUCCGUGGGAUCUAAGCAGUGGGCAGCCCGCUCCAGGUACAGGGCCCGGGCCGGGAGCUGGAUGGGACGGGUGUCUGGGGAGCGGAGGCCUGGUCACCCCUGCCCACUGCUCCUGCCUGAGCACUCGGCUGCCCUGCGGGCUCCGAGGCCGAGAUUCCCACACAGCUGCUGAGCGCAGCUGGGCCAACCCCAGGUCAGAAUUGACUGGCCUAGGGCAACGCAGCCCGAGGGUGGAUGGGGUGGGCGGGUCAGAGGGGCCAGCAGGUGUGGUCCUUGGGUAAGGCCCGGAGCUGGGGGCUGCCCCUGAGGCCUCUGCAGCUCGGCCCGGCGGUCCAAUGUGGCCUGGAGACACGAGGGUCCUUGUGAGAGCCGCCUCCCUGGAGCCACCGCUGAUGUUGGAGGCCAACCCUGUGCCCCCCACGGCCUGUCUAGUGUCAGGAUGGAGGCCAAGGGCAACCUGGCGGGUGUGUAGCGCCCCCUUCCUGUGGGCUGUCGGCACCCCGACCCUGUCUGCUGGGGGAGCUAGGGGACCAAGGGCACAUGCAGCCUCUGAGAGGUACAGCCCUUGGGUCCCCAGCGGCACCCAAGUGGCUCAGCCCCAUGGUCCCCAGGGCCCUGUGCUGGGCACAGUCCUUAGGGCCCUGAGGAGACU